GGAUCGGUAAUUGCGCAAGUGGUUUAUAGAAUUUAGGCAUUUGCGCGCAUGCUCAAUCUCAGGGGGAGUGAUAGGAGCAUGAAUGGAGCAAAAUGGCGGAUCAUGUGCAGAGCCUAGCCCAGCUAGAGAUCCUGUGCAAACAGCUGUACGAGACCACAGACACCACCACCCGGCUCCAGGCUGAGAAGGCCUUGGUGGAGUUCACCAACAGCCCUGACUGCCUGAGCAAAUGCCAGCUCCUGCUCGAGAGGGGAAGCUCCUCCUAUUCACAAUUGCUGGCCGCAACAUGUCUUUCCAAAUUGGUUUCGCGAACAACCAACCCCCUACCCUUGGAACAGCGCAUCGACAUCCGGAAUUACGUCCUAAACUACCUUGCGACCCGGCCGAAGCUGGCGGCCUUUGUGACGCAGGCUCUCAUCCAGCUGUAUGCCAGAAUCACCAAGCUGGGCUGGUUCGACUGUCAGAAGGAAGACUACGUCUUCAGGAACGUCAUCGCAGACGUGACCAGGUUCCUCCAGGACAGUGUUGAGCAUUGCAUCAUUGGAGUGACUAUUCUCUCCCAGCUCACCAAUGAGAUUAACCAGGCCGACGCGUCGCAUCCGUUGACGAAGCACCGGAAGAUAGCCUCGUCGUUCAGAGACUCCUCGCUCUUCGAAAUCUUCACGCUCUCCUGCAACUUGCUGAAACAGGCCUCCGGGAAGAACCUGAACCUGAACGACGAGAGUCAGCACGGCCUCCUCAUGCAGCUCCUCAAGCUGGCCCACAACUGCCUCAACUUCGACUUCAUCGGCACCUCCACCGACGAGUCGUCCGACGACCUGUGCACGGUGCAGAUCCCCACCAGCUGGAGAUCAGCGUUCUUGGAUUCCUCAACUCUGCAGCUGUUCUUUGAUUUGUAUCAUUCCAUCCCCCCGUCGCUCUCCCCACUGGUCUUAUCAUGCUUAGUACAAAUAGCCUCGGUUCGAAGAUCCCUCUUCAACAAUGCAGAAAGAGCAAAGUUCCUGUCCCAUCUUGUGGAUGGGGUCAAACGGAUAUUGGAGAACCCCCAGAGCUUAUCGGACCCAAACAACUACCACGAAUUCUGUCGACUGUUGGCACGGCUGAAAAGCAAUUACCAGCUUGGGGAGCUAGUCAAGGUGGAGAACUACCCUGAGGUCAUCCGAUUGAUCGCCAACUUCACGGUCACAAGCCUACAGCACUGGGAGUUUGCCCCCAACAGCGUGCACUACUUGCUGAGCCUGUGGCAGCGCCUGGCGGCCUCGGUGCCGUACGUCAAGGCCACCGAGCCGCACCUGCUGGAGACGUACACGCCCGAGGUCACCAAGGCCUACAUCACCUCCCGCCUGGAGUCUGUGCACAUCAUCCUCAGAGACGGGCUGGAGGACCCUCUGGACGACACGGGGCUGGUGCAGCAGCAGCUGGACCAGCUGUCCACCAUCGGGCGGUGCGAGUACGAGAAGACCUGCGCCCUGCUGGUGCAGCUGUUCGACCAGUCGGCCCAGUCCUACCAGGAGCUGCUGCAGUCCACCAACUCCAGCGCCAUGGACAUCGCCGUGCAGGAGGGGCGCUUGACCUGGCUGGUGUACAUCAUCGGGGCGGUGAUUGGCGGGCGAGUGUCUUUCGCCAGCACGGACGAGCAGGACGCUAUGGACGGAGAGCUAGUGUGUCGGGUGUUGCAGCUGAUGAAUUUGACCGACUCCCGUCUGGCGCAGGCUGGCAACGAGAAACUCGAGCUGGCCAUGCUCAGCUUCUUCGAGCAGUUCCGCAAAAUCUACAUCGGAGACCAGGUGCAAAAAUCCUCAAAGCUUUAUCGCCGUCUCAGUGAGGUCCUUGGCUUGAACGACGAAACCAUGGUGCUAAGCGUCUUCAUCGGGAAAAUAAUCACUAAUCUGAAGUACUGGGGAAGAUGUGAACCCAUUACCUCCAAGACCCUUCAGCUUCUCAACGACCUCUCCAUUGGCUACAGCAGCGUGAGAAAGCUGGUGAAACUCAGCGCUGUCCAGUUCAUGCUGAACAACCACACGAGCGAGCACUUUUCCUUCCUGGGCCUUAACAAUCAGUCAAACCUCAGUGACAUGAGGUGUCGGACAACUUUCUACACUGCACUGGGGCGUCUGCUGAUGGUGGACCUGGGUGAAGAUGAGGACCAGUUUGAGCAGUUCAUGUUGCCCUUGACUGCUGCUUUUGAAGCUGUAGCACAGAUGUUCAGCACCAACACUUUCAACGAGCAAGAAGCAAAAAGAACUUUGGUGGGCCUUGUGAGAGAUUUAAGAGGGAUUGCCUUUGCCUUCACUGCUAAGACCAGCUUCAUGAUGCUGUUUGACUGGAUUUACCCCACCUACAUGCCCAUCCUGCAGAGGGCCAUUGAGCUGUGGUACCACGUCCCAGCAUGCACCACACCGGUGCUCAAACUGAUGGCGGAGCUCGUUCACAACAGGUCACAGAGGUUACAGUUUGACGUUUCAUCACCCAAUGGAAUCCUGCUUUUCAGAGAAACCAGCAAGAUGAUCACUACAUACGGCAACCGUAUCCUGACGAUAGGGGAGGUUCCGAAGGAUCAGGUCUACGCCCUUAAGCUGAAGGGCAUCUCCACCUGCUUCUCCAUGCUGAAGGCCGUCCUGAGCGGAAACUACGUCAACUUCGGCGUCUUCCGCCUGUACGGGGACGACGCGCUGGACAACGCCCUGCAGACGUUUAUCAAGCUCCUCCUCUCCAUCCCGCAGAGCGACCUGCUGGACUACCCUAAGCUAAGUCAGUCCUACUACUCUCUGCUGGAGGUCCUGACCCAGGACCAUAUGAACUUCAUUGCCAGUCUGGAGCCGCACGUCAUCAUGUAUAUUCUCUCCUCCAUCUCCGAAGGACUUACUGCACUCGACACAAUGGUAUGUACAGGAUGUUGCUCCAGCUUAGACCACAUAGUAACCUAUUUAUUUAAGCAGCUGUCGCGCAGCACGAAGAAAAGGGCCGCCCCCUUGCCGCAGGAGAGCGACCGCUUCCUGCACAUAAUGCAGCAGCACCCGGAGAUGAUUCAGCAGAUGCUAUCGACCGUGCUUAAUAUCAUCAUUUUCGAAGACUGCCGGAACCAGUGGUCCAUGUCCCGGCCGCUGCUGGGCCUGAUCCUGCUAAACGAGAAGUAUUUUGCUGAGCUGAGAAACAGUAUAGUGAACAGCCAGCCACCGGAGAAGCAGCAAGCCAUGCACCUAUGCUUCGAGAAUCUAAUGGAAGGCAUUGAACGGAACUUACUCACAAAAAACCGAGACAGGUUUACACAGAACCUCUCAGUAUUCAGAAGGGAAGUCAACGACUCCAUGAAGAAUUCCACGUACGGGGUAAACAGCAACGACAUGAUGAGCUGACAUUCCUCCGCCCGGCCUCCCACGGCCUCGCGCACCCCACCCCCCACCCCCCCUCGUACC
This is a messenger RNA of Anguilla anguilla (European eel), 3416 nucleotides long. RefSeq names its product exportin-7-like. The record is from RefSeq and is a predicted model, not a curated record. Gene Ontology annotation, molecular function: small GTPase binding; nuclear export signal receptor activity. The coding region runs from base 93 to 3356 and encodes 1087 amino acids. Gene Ontology annotation, cellular component: nuclear pore; cytoplasm. Gene Ontology annotation, biological process: protein export from nucleus. NCBI's taxonomy places the organism in Eukaryota, Metazoa, Chordata, Actinopteri, Anguilliformes, Anguillidae. The transcript has 28 exons.